AGAAAAAUAUCCGGUUGACCUUUAAAAUGAGCAGCUUUCCUUCCUCUUGCGAACUUCACGAGCUAAAUGGGUGGAUCGCACAUUGAACAGGAGUUUCAGUAACAUUAGCUAGAGGAACACAGACAGAGAAACAAGGACAAUUCGGAAAGGAACGUUGAAACAUAUUUGUUGGCCUGUCUAAAAGCAACAUUGGAAAUGUUUUCCUUGUCAACAACAGUCCAACCACAGGUCACUGUCCCCCUGAGUCACCUGAUCAAUGCCCUCCACUCCCUGAAGAGCUCAGUGGGAAGCAGCAACAGUGCCACUGCUAAACCUCCGCACAAACAGCAUGCCUCAGAACAGGACUUGCAUAGUAACGAGCCCACGUGGAGCCUGAGGGACUUGGGCCUGUCUGACCUGGGCGUGCGGCAGCUGGACGAGCUAGUGAGCGGUGUGUUACCACGUCUGAGUCAACAGGGUGUGGCGUCCUCAUCCAGCCCCAGCCAAAAGGCCUGGAGGACCUCCCACCUGUCCUCACAGUCAUUCUUUCACAACAAACAUGGGUUCUUUGGUGGCAAAAUUGGCAUUGACUCCCCUGUUUUCUGCAGACAGAUCCCCUCCCCUCUUCAAACCGUUUUCACAGAGCUCCACUACUGGCCAGUGUGGGUCCAAAGCCGAGGCUUUAAAACUCUAAGGAAACACAAGCGACUGCAGGCAGGCUUUGAGCGUCCCAUGGAACCAGAUGGCUUUACCCCAUCCUUUAUGAAGGGCCUCCUGACGCGUGAUAAGGGGAUGGAGGUGGAAACCUUGGACAAGCUCCUGAAGAGCAAGAACAUUCCAGAUGGGCAGCAAGAUUCUUUUAAGACCGGGUUUGCCGAGGGCUUCCUAAAAUCCCAAGCGCUGACACAGCGCAAACAAGAUUCUCUGAGGAGGACGAGGUUUAUACUGCUGGUCCUGCUGCUGGUGGGACUCUACGGCCUCUCCAAGACCCCCUUCCUAUCGGUGCGAUUCCGAACCACAUCAGGCCUGGACUCGGUGGACCCUGUCCAGAUGAAGAGCGUGACAUUUGAGCACGUCAAGGGGGUAGAGGAGGCCAAGAACGAGCUGCAGGAGGUGGUGGAGUUCCUCCGGAGCCCAGAGAAGUUCACCGUCCUCGGAGGGAGACUGCCGAAAGGGAUCUUGCUGGUUGGCCCCCCUGGCACUGGGAAGACACUGUUGGCCAGAGCCGUAGCUGGAGAGGCCGACGUCCCCUUCUAUUACGCCACCGGUUCGGAAUUUGAUGAGAUGUUUGUGGGGGUUGGAGCCAGUCGCAUCAGGAACCUCUUCAGGGAAGCUAAAGCCAACGCCCCAUGCGUGAUCUUCAUUGACGAGUUGGACAGCGUUGGAGGGAAGAGAAUCGAGUCUCCCAUGCACCCUUACUCCAGACAGACCAUCAACCAGCUACUGGCUGAGAUGGACGGGUUCAAACCAAACGAAGGGGUCAUCAUCAUCGGGGCGACAAACUUCCCUGAGGCUUUGGAUAACGCUCUGAUUAGGCCGGGACGUUUUGACAUGCAGGUCACUGUCUCCAAGCCAGACGUGAAAGGACGCACAGAAAUCCUCAACUGGUAUUUAAGGAAGAUCAAAGUAGACCCUGACAUCGAGGCUGGGAUCAUCGCCAGGGGCACAGUGGGCUUCUCCGGGGCCGACCUGGAGAACCUGGUGAACCAAGCAGCUCUGAAGGCGGCGGUGGAUGGCAAAAACAUGGUGACCCUCAAAGAGCUGGAGUUCGCCAAGGACAAGAUCCUCAUGGGCCCAGAGAGGAGGAGUGUGGAAAUAGACAAGAAGAACAAGGAGAUAACAGCGUACCAUGAGUCUGGCCACGCUAUCGUGGCGUACUACACCAAGGACGCCAUGCCCAUCAAUAAGGCCACCAUCAUGCCCAGAGGUCCUUCCCUGGGUCAUGUGUCUAUGCUCCCGGAGGAUGACCGCUGGAGUGAGACACGUGCUCAGCUGCUGGCCCAGAUGGAUGUCAGCAUGGGAGGCCGCGUGGCAGAGGAAAUCAUAUUUGGCAAUGAGUUCAUUACCACUGGGGCAUCAAGUGACUUUGAUGCUGCCACCAAAAUUGCAAAAAUGAUGGUGACCAGAUUUGGAAUGUGUGAGAGGCUGGGUGUCAUGACCUAUGCUGACCAAACCAAACAGAGCCCAGAGACACAGGCUGCCAUCGAACAUGAAGUCAGGAUACUUUUAAAGGAUUCAUACGAGCGGGCCAGGGCGCUCCUCAAGUCUCACGCCAAGGAGCACAAGAACCUGGCCACCGCCCUGCUGCAAUACGAGACGCUGGAUGCCAAAGAGAUCAAGAUGGUCCUGGAGGGCAAGGCCCUAGAGAUGAGAUGAGACCUCCAAGGGUGGAGAUGUCACUCUGUUUAUUGGAGAGAUCGGGAUGGGGUGGGGAGAGGAGACAAAAUAUGGCUGUGGAUUAGGGUAGGGAAGCAUAGGGACUGUUGGGACUGGCUUUUUGGAAGGUGUUAGAAUGUAAAUAUAUGAAAAUCAAGGCUUCAAGAUAGGAUAAUUUUUUUAAUGUAAAAUAUGUACGCAAACUACGCACAGUCUUAUCUUCCUGUUAAUGUCUGAAUAGUUGUUAGGAUCCUUAUUGUCGAUAACAAGGAGGAUUGUGGGAUUUCCCUUCAAAUUGGUAGGGGCAAUCAGCAGUUGCUGCAUCCAUUUUUGGAUUUAUAAAUUAAUGAUAUGUACCCAUUGAUUCUUGAAGAAUAUAACUUAUAAAUGCCUCGUGAGCUUAGUUCAACUGUCGUACCCCAUCAGAACCCAAAAUAUAAGCUUGUAUUACGCCAAUGUUUGUAAACAGACUAAAUGUAAACAAACACUGUACAGCCUAAAAAUUGCCAGAUUCACACAUUUUGUUUUUAGUUUGAAUGUAUCCCAUUGUCAUGUGCCCUCUUUUUCAAUGUACCCUGUCGUGUGUGUGUGUGUGUGUGUGUGUGUGUGUGUGUGUGUGUGUGUGUGUGUGUGUGUGUGUGUGUGUGUGUACAUAUGUGUGUGUGUGCGUUGAAUGUUUUAUGGCUAGUGAGUCCAUGCCCUGGCUCCUCAGAAUCACUACAAAAUAAUCUUAUCAGUAAAAUACAGUUGUCUCUACCUGAUACUGUCAAUCAUGUAUUUGUAAUAAGGAAUCUGAUUCCCCCUAAAUAGUCUAACAACUUUUCCCAGGUUUACCAAUAUUACAAGGUUUGUCUGAGCCGUGUGUGCUAGUUGCCAUUUCAAAGGUGGCCUUAUGGGAAUGUACAGUGGGGGAAAAAAGUAUUUGAUCCCCUCCCCUGUCCAUCGUCCCUUUGAUGCGGUGAAGUUGUCCUGUCCCCUUAGCAGAAAAACACCCCCAAAGCAUAAUGUUUCCACCUCCAUGUUUGACGGUGGGGAUGGUGUUCUUGGGGUCAUAGGCAGCAUUCCUCCUCCAAACACGGCGAGUUGAGUUGAUGUCAAAGAGCUCCAUUUUGGUCUCAUCUGACCACAACACUUUCACCAGUUGUCCUCUGAGUCAUUCAGAUGUUCAUUGGCAGACUUCAGACGGGCCAGUAUAUGUAUUCUUGAGCAGGGGGACCUUGCGGGCGCUGCAGGAUUUUAGUCCUUCACGGCGUAGUGUGUUACCAAUUGUUUUCUUGGUGACUAUGGUCCCAGCUGCCUUGAGAUCAUUGACAAGAUCCUCCUGUGUAGUUCUGGGCUGAUUCCUCACCGUUCUCAUGAUCAUUGCAACUCCACGAGGUGAGAUCUUGCAUGGAGCCCCAGGCCGAGGGAGAUUGACAGUUCUUUUGUGUUUCUUCCAUUUGCGAAUAAUCGCACCAAAUGUUGUCACCUUCUCACCAAGCUGCUUGGCGAUGGUCUUGUAGUGCAUUCCGGUCUUGUAGUGCAUUCCAGCCUUAUGUAAGUCUACAAUCUUGUCCCUGACAUCCUUGGAGAGCUCUUUGGUCUUGGCCAUGGUGGAGAGUUUGGAAUCUGAUUGAUUGAUUGCUUCUGUGGACAGGUGUCUUUUUUACAGGUAACAAGCUGCGGUUAGGAGAACUCACUUUAAGAGUGUGCUCCUAAUCUCAGCUCGUUACCUGUAUAAAAGGCACCUGGGAGCCAGAAAUCUUUCUGAUUGAGAGGGGGUCAAAUACUUAUUUCCCUCAUUAAAAUGCAAAUCAAUUUUUGACAUGUGUUUUUCUGGAUAUUUUUGUUGUUAUUCUGUCUCUCACUGUUCAAAUAAACCUACCAUUAAAAUUAUAGACUGAUCCUUUCUUUGUCAGUGGGCAAAUGUACAAAAUCAGCAGGGGAUCAAAUACUUUUUCCCCCCACUGUUCAUGUACCCGGAGUAGGGACUCUUUUAGACUUGAGCCACAAUUCAAAUGUGUCUUAGCACUUUGGUCAGUCUGAACACUUACUCUAUGUAUUUAUGUUAUCAGAUAUGUCAAUGCUGUGUGUAUAUAUAGAUGGAAGGAAGUGCUGCUGUGCUUUUGAAAUUAUGCUUUUAUUCACUUCAAACUCAACGUUGGCAAAUUAAGCUGUUACAGGCCAUUGGAUCCUCCGUUUUUGGAUCAGAUUAGACCAUCCAUUUACUAUGAAACACCUUAAAGUUAUCUGGUUUCUAGGUCUAAACAAUUGUCAAAGUAACAGUUAAACCUAAAAGACCCUACAACUCCUCAUAUCCUGGUUCACUCCCCACUUCUGCUGUGUACUCUCUCUUCACAUCUGAACACAGCUGUCUCUCUAGCGUUACUUGAGUAGAUCUGUGAAUCUUUUUUACAUUUCCUCACUUUGUAUGGUUUUAAGCACAGUAGCUGAGAACCUCACAGUGUAAGCAACGACCGUCAUACUAAUUUGCUGACGUGUAGGCCUAUAAGGAAAACGGUCAAAUGCAUCUGUAGACAAUCGACUCAGUCGCUUCAACAAUGUAGUAUCUCCAUCUUUUGGUGAGAAGGAACCGUUUUUACAGAAUGCUUUAGGCAAGAAUGUUGAACUCCUUUGAAAUGUGAAAUGUCUGCUAAUGUUGAGUUGGAAGCAUUAAGAUUGCGAUACAAUGGAGGUUUAAAGCCAUACCUUUAGGAUGUAAUAAUGUUCUUUUAGAGGCAAAGUUUAUUACAAUGUCUUGCAAAAGUAUUCAUACUCCUUGGAUUUCUUCACAUUUUGUGUUACAAAUUGGGAUUAAAAUGUUUUUAAUUGUCAACAAUCUACACUAAAUACUAAAAUGUCAAAUGGAAGAAUAUGUAUUUUUUUAAGAUUGAUAGAAAUGAAAUAACUAAAAUAUAGUCCUUGGAAAAGUAUUCAGUCAAUAUAUACAUUGAGUAUACAAAACAUUAAGGACACCAGCUCUUUCCAUGACAGACUGACCAGGUGAAUCCAGAUGAAAGAUAUGAUCUCUUAUUGAUGUCAGUUGUUAAAUCCACUUCAGUCAGUGUAGAUGAAGUGGAGGAGACCGGUUAAAGAAGGAUUUUUUAAGCAUGUGUGCUAUUCAGAGGGUGAAUGGGCAAUACAAAAUAUUGCAUUUCUGUUGAAUGGGGUAUGGUAGUAGGUGCCAGGCACACUGGUUUGUGUCAAGAACUGCACCACUGCUGGGUUUUCACACUCAACAGUUUCCCGUGUGUACCAAGAAUGAUCCACCACCCAAAGGACAUCCAGCCAACUUGACACAACUGUUGGGAGCAUUUGAGACAACAUUGGCCAGCAUCCCUGUGGAACGCUUCCGACACCUUGUAGAGUCCAUGCCCUGACGAAUUUACAUUGUUCAAUUCGUCGGGGGGGGGUGGGACAACUCAAUAUUAGGAAGGUGUCCUUAAUAAUUUGUACACUCGGUGUAUGUUAGAAACACAUUUGGCAGUGACUACAGCUGUGAGCCAUCUGGUUUGUGCAAUAUUAGCCAAUUAUUUUUUGUAAUUCUUAAAGCUCUGUCAAGAUGUUGGGGAUCAUGGCUAGACAGAAAUGUUAGUCUUGCCAUAGAUUUUCAAUCCGAUUUAAUUCAAAACUGUAACUUGGCCACUCAGGAACAUUCCCUGUCUUCUUGGUAGGCAACUCCAGUGUAGAUUUGUGUUGUAGGUUACUUUCCUGCUUAAUGGUGAAUUCUUCUCCCAGUGACUGCUGUAAAGCAGACUGAAGCAGGUUUUCCUCUAUGAUUUUACCUGUGCUUAGCACCAUCCCAUUUAUUUUCAUCCUGAAAAAACGAUUUGCCGACGUCAAGCAUACCCAUACCAUGAUGCAGCCACCACCAUGCUGGAAAAUGAGAAGGCAGUUAACUCAGUGAUGUGUUGGAUUUGCCCCGAACAUAAGGCUUUGCAUUUAGGCCAAAAAGUGUGUUCCUUUGCUGUUUUUUUCUUUUCAGUCAUACUUUAUUCUGUAUAUUUGUAUUCUUCUUUUGACUCUGUCGUUUAAGUCAUUAUGUCAUCAUUACAAUGUCGUUGAUCCAUCCUCAGUUUUCUCCCAUCACAGCCAUUGAACUCUGUAACUGUUUUAAAAUCACCAAUUAUCACGGCUCAGGAUAUGACCCAGAUGCAGACACAGGAGACGGAAGGUACAAUACACAGAGUAGUUUAUUAAACCACAGGAGGCAGGCAAAGGACACGUCGAGGACAGGCAGAGGUUUGUUACUAGGUCAGAGUCAGAUAGGUACAGGACCGCAGGCAGGGUCAGGGCAGGCAGAACGGUAUGGCAGGUGGGCUCAGGGUCAGGGCAGGCAGGAAAGGUCGGAACCAGGAGGACUAGAAAAUGGACUAGAGACAACAGGAGUAUGGAAAAACACACUGGUAGGCUUGACGAGACAAGACGGGUGUGACACCAAUGGCCUCAUGGUAACAUCCCUGAGCAGUUUCAUUCCUGUCCUGCAGCUCAGAAGGACGACUGUAUCUUCGAUGUGUCUAGGUGGUUUAAUACAUAAUCCAUAGCAUAAUUAUUUACCGUGCUUAAAGAGAUAUUCAAUGUCUGAUUUGUUAUUGUUACCCAUCUUCCAAUCACUGCCCUUCUUUAUGAAACUUUCAAAAAGCUCCCCGGUCUUUGAAGUUGAAUCUGUUGCUUGAAAUUCAAUACUUGACUUAAGGACCUUACAGAUGUUGGAUGUAUGGGGGACAGCGGAAGGGUUAGUCAUCCAAAACUCUGGUCAACUCAUUAUUUCACACAGUGAGUCCAUGUAACUUUAUUAUGUGAUUUGUUAACCCACAUUUUACUCCUGAACCAAUUUAGGCCUGCCGAAACAAAGGGGCUGAAUACUUAUGCAAUGAAUAUAUUUUAGUUCUCAUUUUUAUUUAACUUAAUAUAUAUAUUUAUAUAUUUAUUUUUUUAUCUUCCACUUUGACAUUACAGAGUAGAUUGAGCAAAAAUUUAAAUGAAAUCAAUGUUAAUCCCAUUUUAUUUACACCCCCCCCCAAAUUUGAAGAAAUCCGAGGGGUCUUAACAUUUGCAAAGCACUGUACCUACUGUAUACCCCAUUCCCAAGUGUAUAACCAGUAUGAUUAUGUGUAGGCCAAUACGUACAUUUUUGUUUUUCUUGCCUAAGUAACACAUUUCGAGCUCUCAAUGAUAGGACAGACGUUGGAGGAAUUUUUGUGCAGCUCAAAUAAAUAAAUGAACAAAAAUGUAAUAGACAAAACCCUA
Molecule: messenger RNA, 7584 nt
Organism: Salmo salar (Atlantic salmon)
Lineage: Eukaryota; Metazoa; Chordata; Actinopteri; Salmoniformes; Salmonidae
Product: ATP-dependent zinc metalloprotease YME1L1
Biological process (GO): protein quality control for misfolded or incompletely synthesized proteins; mitochondrion organization
Cellular component (GO): mitochondrial inner membrane
Molecular function (GO): ATP-dependent peptidase activity; ATP hydrolysis activity; ATP binding
Source: RefSeq, a predicted model, not a curated record